Geosmithia morbida is the source of this 1104-nucleotide messenger RNA. RefSeq lists its product as uncharacterized. Bases 1 to 1104 code for a protein of 367 amino acids. The transcript has a single exon. NCBI's taxonomy places the organism in Eukaryota, Fungi, Ascomycota, Sordariomycetes, Hypocreales, Bionectriaceae. The record is from RefSeq and is a predicted model, not a curated record.
AUGGCCUUAUUGGAGCAAGCUGCAAAUGCCAUCGAUUCUAAAUACCGCGACGGGCUUGUGGACGAAGCGGGUCCGUCUACUCCGCCGGGUGUCCAGGAAAACCAUACCGAUGGCGGUAAGCAAUAUGAACCCUCUUCCGCCUGCGAGGAAGAUGAGGAAUGUGUGUCCGAUCAAGCUCUAGGCCGUAUGAAGGCCUCCCCCCCGCCCGCAGACUCGGUUCAAGAAGAGCUGAGGCGAUGCCGUCGCUGUGGGCAAGAUCGGGCUGGCUCUCCGGACGGCCCAGAGGGCGUCCCUGUGCACUUCCUCGAAACAAUUCUGGAACAAUCAAUUCCUCUGAGGAAGCUGACCCAUGGGCCCCAAUUGUCAGACAUCAAGGAGGAAUCAAUGGAGGACUUGAAGGAACCGGAGCUCUACCAGCUUUACCGCCAUGGUGCUGUACGGCUACCAUCCUCAGGUCGCGAUAAGCGCCUACCGAAUGAACGGUGGGAACGCAACCGUCAGGCACUCCAAUACAUGGGUCUUUGGGUAGACAACCCCGAGGAAAAAGAUGCGUGCUCAUCAUUGCACUACGACGGGGAUCUUGGAAGUAUGGAACGAGUUCGAUCUUGCAAUACUUCGGGGACAUGUGUGGCCUCGCUGCGGUCAACAAGUAACCCGAUCCAAGAGCGGGAUUGUACAGAAGCUACUUCUGAGGCAGCUUCGGCCAUGACGGACUACGAGUAUGAGGCCCGCGAACCCCAACAGCUGCCACCAGAAGCUCCCCCACACGACGCGAGCCGCCCCCGGUACCUGCCUCUCACCGGACCGGUCAACAGUGUGGCUAAAAAGACGGGAGCUGAUGGCGGGCCGCCCCAGAUACGGGUGAUUCCUCCUGAUGAUGACGACGUGAAUACAGACAUAUCGGAGAACCAUGUGCCAUGGAACAGUCGUGUUAGUGCCUUGAUGGCGUUGCGGAGACAUCCUUAUUCACCACCCGAGAACGACUCUGAGACGGAAGCAUCUUCGUGCUCAGGCAAGAGCAAGAAGCCCCCUGGCAUGUCUCCUCUAUGGCUAAGCCCCCCCUCCUGCGAUAUGACUGCUGGCUGUGGCGGAACGUGGGUCUAA